AUGUCCAGCCCGGCUAAAAAGCGCAAAAGAGAGGUUCCGCAAUCGAAUCCCCAGCCUUUUCGGAGCAUAGCGUCAUUCUUCCAGGGCCAAGCCAGCAAACAAGCUGAAAAGACGCUGCAGAGUAUUGAUUCUGCUCCCGAAACUGUAGUGGAAGAUGGACUUUCUGAUGAAGCUCUUGCGCGCAAGCUUCAAGCUGAGUUUGAUAAAGAGGAUGCGCCAGCUGGGGGGAUAGGCAUUCCUAACAAUGAGCCUAGCCUACCAGCUUCAAGCUCGACUGAUAAUGGUCUGGAGCCACCAAGAAAAGUGCCGAAGACGCAUACGUUAUCACUACAAUCUUCUGUUGGCACAGAAGACACUAUCUGCUCUGCGAUACUGUUCGACCAGAGUCCGUUGACGUUUGACUCAACCAAAUGCGCAGCAGAGCUAACGGUCCAUUGGGUUGCCGAGGGGGGGAACGCCUCAUACGCCCUGUUGACCCGAGCAUUCGUAUUGGCGAAUUCAACUACAAGCCGGAUCAAGAUUGUUGAUACGCUUGUCAACCUCCUUCGCGUGCUCAUCGAAGGCGAUCCGACAAGUGUUUUACCCGCCGUCUGGUUGGCUACGAACUCUAUUUCUCCGCCUUAUAAGGAAGUCGAGCUUGGCUUGGGUGGCUCUUCUAUAUCAAAGGCUUUGAAGAAGGUCUAUGGGCUGAAUCCGCAGGGUCUCAAAACGCUAUAUGAUCGGUAUGGGGAUGCCGGCGAUGUGGCAUUCGAGGCAAAGAAAAGGCAGAGCUUUACAUUAAUGAAGCCGAAACCAUUGACCAUCAAGGGUGUCUAUCAAUCUUUGAGGAAGAUUGCCACGAGUAAAGGCAGUGGAAGCCAGGAAUCGAAACAAAGAAUCGUGGAGAAGUUACUACAAGACACACGGGGUGCAGAGGAAAGCCGGUAUAUUGUGAGGACGCUCGUUCAAAACCUACGCAUCGGGGCUGUGAAAACUACUAUGCUGAUUGCGCUUGCGCGAGCCUUUCUAUACUCAAAACCGGAGGGAGCGGAGUUUCCAGUCCGAUCCCAGCAGAAUUUGGCACGUCUGAAGAAGGAAGAGCUCACCGAAGUCUACAACAAUGCAGAGGAGAUUGUGAAGGCCUCAUAUGCACGACAUCCAAAUUACAAUGAUUUGGUCACAUGUCUUCUCGAGAUCGGAGUUAGCGACGAACUCCUUCUCCGCUGCGGACUACAGCUACAUAUUCCGCUCAGACCGAUGCUGGGCAGUAUCACACGAGAUUUGUCGGAGAUGCUUACGAAGCUUCAAGGACGGGGUUUUAGCUGUGAAUACAAGUAUGACGGACAGCGAGCGCAGGUCCAUUGUGACGACAAGGGGAAGGUAUCAAUAUUCUCUCGCCACCUGGAGAACAUGACGGAGAAAUACCCGGAUCUUGUGUCCCUUGUCCCGCAAAUCCGAGGGGAAAGCGUGUCGAGCUUCAUUCUAGAAGGGGAGGUCGUUGCGGUGGAUAAUGAAACCGGUGAACUCCAAACGUUCCAAGUCCUGACCAAUCGAGCAAAGAAGAAUGUGGAUAUCGGCGGCAUCAGGAUCAAUGUCUGUCUUUUUGCGUUCGACUUGAUGUAUCUGAACGGCGAGCCGUUGCUGGAUCGGCCUUUCCGCGAACGCAGGGAACUGCUCCGCAGCUUGUUUGUCGAGAUCCCCAACCAGUUUACCUGGGUCAAGAGCUUGGACGCUACAUCGGCCGAUUCCGAGACCGUUCUGGAAUUCUUCAAGGGCGCCCUCGACGCCAAGUGCGAAGGGAUCAUGGUCAAAGUGCUCGACAACGUGCCGAAAGCCAACAUCAAGCAACCGCAAGGCGAUUCCACGAUGACCGAUGGCAUAGCAAACGCGGCAGGAGAAGCACCACCCGAAAAACCCUCCAAGGGCGCCCGGCGAAAAGCCCUCUUGUCAACCUACGAGCCCGACAAACGGCUCGAGUCCUGGCUCAAAGUCAAGAAAGACUACAGCACCUCCUCAGAGACGCUGGACCUAAUCCCCGUGGCUGGGUGGCACGGCCAAGGCCGCAAGGCCAAGUGGUGGUCUCCGAUCCUCAUGGCCGUCCGCAACCCAGAAUCCGGCAGCCUCGAAGCGGUCACGAAGUGCAUGUCCGGCUUCACGGACAAAUUCUACCAGGCCAACAAGGACAAAUACGCCGAGGGCACGCCGAACGUCAUCUCGCGCCCCGCGUACGUCGAGUACCACGGCGAGCCGGACGUGUGGUUUGAGCCGCAGGAGGUCUGGGAGAUGGCGUUUGCGGAUAUCACGCUCAGCCCAACGUACACGGCGGCCCUCGGGCUGGUCAGCGACGAGCGCGGCCUGAGUUUGCGGUUCCCGCGGUUCCUCAAGGUCCGCGACGAUAAGUCGAUCGACGAGGCGACCACGUCAGACUACCUCGCUCUGCUGUGGAGGAAACAGGCAGAGCGGAAAAUUGAGGAGGAGCAGCAGCAACCCGACAAGGCCGAGAGAUUGGGCUGGCAGGAAGAGUGA
Molecule: messenger RNA, 2505 nt
Organism: Aspergillus clavatus NRRL 1
Lineage: Eukaryota; Fungi; Ascomycota; Eurotiomycetes; Eurotiales; Aspergillaceae
Product: putative DNA ligase I
Exons: 1
Coding region: 1-2505 (834 amino acids)
Biological process (GO): DNA biosynthetic process; mitochondrial DNA repair; double-strand break repair via alternative nonhomologous end joining
Cellular component (GO): DNA ligase III-XRCC1 complex
Molecular function (GO): DNA ligase (ATP) activity; DNA binding; ATP binding
Source: RefSeq, a predicted model, not a curated record